GCAUCGAGCACACAAGCUGAGCAGCUUGGAUACAUCCAACCAUCCUCACUGAGAACCUGUGUGUGUGUGUGUGCGUGUGUGUGUGUAGCAGGACAUUUCCCAGCGUCUCACCUGUCCCACUCGACGUGUCCGUCCAGCAGGUUUAUUGUGAGCGAUGAAGACCACACGUAUAGGGGGAGCGCUCCUCUUUGUGCUGCUCAACAUGGCCACCCUCGCCGUUGCCAGGCCCAAAGCAGGUGUAGAGCAGAAGUGCAAGUCUGGCCCGAUGGACCUGGUCUUCCUCAUCGACAGCUCCCGAAGCGUCCGCCCGCAUGAGUUCGAGACCAUGAGGAAGUUUAUGAUUGACAUCUUGAACACUCUGGACAUCGGUCCAAAUGCCACCAGAGUGGGAGUGGUCCAGUAUUCCAGUCAGGUCCGUAGUGAGUUUUCCUUGAAUAGCCAUAGCACACUGUCCAACAUGGUGGAUGCCAUCAACGGGAUCGUCCCGCUCGCCCAAGGCACUAUGACAGGCCUCGCCAUCCGUUACAUCAUGAACAACGCAUUCAUCGCUGAGGAGGGAGACAGGCCCAAGGUCGCCAAUGUGGCCGUCAUCGUGACGGACGGCCGUCCACAGGACCGCGUGGCCGAGGUGGCGGCGGAGGCCAGACAGAAAGGCAUCGAGAUAUAUGCAGUGGGUGUGGCCAGAGCCGACAUGGCCUCCCUGCGGGCGAUGGCGUCACUGCCCUUUGAGGACCACGUCUUCCUGGUGGAGUCCUUCGACCUAAUCCAUCAGUUUGGACUCCAGUUUCAGGAUAAACUGUGCGGUUUGGAUCUCUGCGUGGAGUCAGAGCACGGAUGCGAGCAGAUCUGUGAAAGUUCUCCUGGUUCGUACCACUGCCUUUGUCUGCCCGGAUACACACUUAACAACGAUGGGAAGAUGUGCACAGCCAUGGACCUCUGCGCUGAGGACAAACACGACUGUGAGCAGAUCUGCGUCAGCUCGCCUGGCGUCUUCACGUGCGACUGUAACGAAGGCUUCACGCUGAACGACGACAAGAAGACUUGCACAAUGAUCAACUACUGCUCGUUUGGGAAUCACACAUGUGAUCAUGAGUGUGUGAGCGUGCUCAAAGGCUUCCAGUGUCGCUGCAAUGAUGGCUACAAGCUGCUCGGCGACGGCAGAACCUGCCGGGCCACGGACCUAUGCACUGAAGGCAAACACGACUGUGAGCAGAUCUGCGUCAGCUCGCCUGGCUUCUUCACGUGCGACUGUAACGAAGGCUUCACGCUCAACAAAGACAAGAAGACAUGCACACCCAUCGACCUGUGCGCUGAGGGCAAACAUGACUGUGAGCAGACCUGCAUCAGCUCGCCUGGAGUCUUCACGUGCGACUGUAACGAAGGCUUCGUGCUCAACAACGACAAAAAGACUUGCAAACACUUGGACAUGUGUAACAUCCUGGACCACGGCUGUGAGCACCGGUGUGUUAGCACCCCAGGGUCGUACUACUGUUUGUGUCCUGAGGGUCAACUUCUGAAGGAGGACGGGAAGAGCUGUGGCACCUGUAAGACAGCCAACAUUGACCUGGUUCUUCUGAUUGAUGGAUCCAAGAGUGUUCGCCCACAGAACUUUGAGCUUGUCAAAAAGUUUGUCAACCAGGUGGUGGACACUUUGGAUGUGUCCGCUCAUGGUACCAGGGUUGGUCUGAUCCAGUAUUCGAGUCGUGUCAGGACAGAGUUCCCCCUUAACAUGUACCACACGGCCGAGGAGAUCAAAGCUGCCGUUAUGAAGGUUCAAUACAUGGAGAAAGGGACCAUGACGGGCCUGGCGCUAAAACACAUGCUGGAGAACAGCUUCUCUGAGGUGGAGGGUGCUCGUCCCGCUGUCCGCAGCAUUCCCCGAAUUGGACUGGUCUUCACGGAUGGACGUUCCCAGGAUGACAUCACCGAAUAUGCCAAACAGGUCAAAGAAGCCGGAAUUACCAUGUAUGCUGUGGGCGUGGGCAAAGCUGUGGAAGACGAGCUUCGGGAGAUCGCUUCAGAACCUGUGGAGAAACAUUUCUACUAUACCACUGACUUCAGCGCCAUCAGCACCAUCGCAGAGAACCUAAAACUCAACGUGUGCCCAGAGGAGAGUCAGGGGGAGAUCGAGGUGAAAGACCCGUGUGCCUGCGAAAAUCUGGUAGAGUUCCAGCAGGCCACCAUGAGCAACCUGGAGCAGCUCACACAAAAACUGACAGCAAUGAGCUUCCGUCUGGAGCAGCUGGAGAACCAGCUCCUGACCAGGAAGUGAUGCGGUUGUCAUUGCGACCCAGAGAUGGAGCAGCAGAAGACAAAGCAGGAAGACGCCACAACCUUCAACAUGUGCCAGAGGGCGAUUGUAGAAACGGGCUGCUGUGACACAGGCCACGCCCACUUUAGUCCCGCCAUGGCGCCAAGCAGACACCACAGAACGAACAGUCCGAGAGUAUCAGGAGAUCAAGUUUAGAUGACACCUCCUCCUCCUAUUUAUACUUUUGUAGCAGAGGUCUUUUUAUUACCACUUAAUGAAGUAUUGAAAAUGUUCUUCUAUCCUAAAAGGAAAGUUAAGAUUGAAGCUGUCCAUGGCCAAAGUAAUUAUCAAAAGACUUCUUUGUAUUUUUUCUAUGGGAAAAAAAAUAUCUCAAUUUCAAAUGUAUUCCUUUUUGUUUUUUUUUGGUAUAUUUUUUAAUAGUUUGACUCUGUGUAUGUUAUUGAUGGAUGCUUGUAUGCACAGGAGGCAAAUAAACUCCAACAUGUUCCAUCAAA
Messenger RNA from Nerophis ophidion (straightnose pipefish), 2766 nucleotides. It is a transcript of the gene matn4, whose product is annotated as matrilin 4. Gene Ontology annotation, molecular function: calcium ion binding. The record is from RefSeq and is a predicted model, not a curated record. NCBI's taxonomy places the organism in Eukaryota, Metazoa, Chordata, Actinopteri, Syngnathiformes, Syngnathidae. The transcript has 17 exons. Bases 155 to 2272 code for a protein of 705 amino acids.